AUGAAGCGCAAGGUGGGGUCGCUGUCUGCGUUCCUGCGGCUUGGCCCUGCCAUCCGGAGGGCGGCCCCCCACCUGCCGCCGGCGGAGCUCGUGGCGCUGUGCGAGACGGCGGCGCGGUUGCGCUUCUACGAUGCCGAGCUCUUCGAGCACGCCUUUGUCUUCCUGGUGGCGCACGUUCGUGCCCGGCGGCUGAGCGCAGAGCAGAUCACGAGCGUUGCGGCCUCGCUGGUGGAGCUGAAUGCCUGCAACGCGGGCGUAUUCUCCGCCGCCGCCGCAGCGCUGCUGCCGGAAGUGGGGAAGUUACCCAAGCAGAUGCGCCUGCAGUGGCUGAAGUUGCUGGCGGCCGCCGGCCACGAGGGCCGCGACGACGCCUUCGAGCUGGCCCUGCGGACCGCGCCCCUGCCCGGAGGCGUGGACCCUGGCGCGUCGGACGACUUCUCUCUCUGCUGGGACUUCGUCAGGGGCGGCUGCCCUCGCGGGUCCAGCUGCCGCUGGAAGCACCCGCCGAAGAGGCGCAUCGACCCGUCGCUGUGGCAGGCCCUGGGCGUGGAGGCCCUGGGCCACCGGCUGCUGCUUGCCAAAGGCAGCGAGGGGUACCGCGUCGACGGUGAAAUGGUGAAAGGAUUGGAGAUCCGCAGCUACAGUGAAGUAUCAUGUGACAUCUGA
Messenger RNA from Prorocentrum cordatum, 666 nucleotides. NCBI's taxonomy places the organism in Eukaryota, Dinophyceae, Prorocentrales, Prorocentraceae. The record is from the annotation of a GenBank genome assembly.